Girardinichthys multiradiatus is the source of this 1626-nucleotide messenger RNA. Its product is annotated as enhancer of split m7 protein-like. Gene Ontology annotation, cellular component: nucleus. Gene Ontology annotation, molecular function: RNA polymerase II cis-regulatory region sequence-specific DNA binding; DNA-binding transcription factor activity, RNA polymerase II-specific; protein dimerization activity. The transcript has 2 exons. Gene Ontology annotation, biological process: regulation of transcription by RNA polymerase II; anterior/posterior pattern specification; regulation of neurogenesis. The record is from RefSeq and is a predicted model, not a curated record. Bases 10 to 456 code for a protein of 148 amino acids. NCBI's taxonomy places the organism in Eukaryota, Metazoa, Chordata, Actinopteri, Cyprinodontiformes, Goodeidae.
AUAGGAGGGAUGAAGCCAGCAGAUAUCAGAUUCUCUCUUCAGAGACCUCCACAGCAUCGACACCAAAUUAUGGCACCUACAAUCACGGCAGCAAUGACCAACUCUGAGGAUCAUCUGACUUUGAAGCACAAGCGCAGAAAGCCUCUGGUGGAGAAGUUACGCAGAGAGCGAAUUAACAGCAGCAUUGAGCAACUCAAAUCUCUUCUGGGUCCAGAGUUCCUCAAACAGCAGCCAGACUCCAAGUUUGACAAAGCAGACAUCCUGGAGAUGACAGUUAGCUUCCUGACACAGCAGCUGCAGCAGAACCAGCAGCAGAGGAGUCAGCUGAAUCAGCGUAAACAUCUUGAGGCUUCUUUGGAUGACAACCUGAAAGAGGCGGAAAUCUCUCUGAGCUCCACAGUUCUGACCAGCACAGACGAGGACACAGACCUUAGAGUUCUGUGGAGGCCCUGGUAGACACCUACGGACUAAAGCUGUUAUUAGACUGUAUAAGAAGAUCACAUUAGUAAAACAUGUCUAUCCUUAGAAACGCUGAUUACUUUUUUAUUCUGUUUAAACAGAGCUAUUAUGAUGUAAAUACAUUUUGUUGUUUUGUUUUUUUUGUUACAUUUCCUAGUGGAAAUGGCUGUAGCAUCUUUUGUGUUAAGAUGGAAAAUAAUCUUAUCCUGCAUGUUGGAUGAAACUUCACUGAUUGAAUAGCAAUUUCUUUUUACUUUGCUUCAGGGCAAAUAAUAAUAAUACUGAUAAGAUGUAUGAUGUUUGUAUCAGUAAAAAGACCAUAUUGGUCAAAGAUACUGAACUAAAUGCUUUGACAUUUUAAGAACCUGAUCUUCUGUUUGUGCAGAAGAAUUGCUUCUAUUUUUGAAGUCUUGUUAUUAAGUGCAAGAUAUAAUUUUCUCAGGAAAUAACAUGAAAUGUUUUGAUGCAUGUUGCAUGGAACAAUUAUUUUUGUCAAGUAAAUGUUUUAAUAUCUGGCUGUACUUUAAGUACAGUAAUGCUAAGGUAGCACUUGCUACAUUUUGAUUUCUAUUUAUUGCCGUGAUGAGAAAUGAAGGACAAGUUUCAUUAAUGGACUUUAAAUCUCUUUGAUUACUUCAAACUGAUCUUUUUAAGAUCAUUAGGCUAGGUUAAUGCUUUAAUUCUUAAAGGUUUAAUGAUAACACAAUUUUAAUAAUUGUACUUGCUUUUCUGUGAUUGACACAGAGCACACUGAUCAUUUUUGAUCAGAUAAUAUAGAUGUUCUUUUGCUGAACAUUUUGUCAUCAUCACUUUAUGGGAUUACCGAAAGAUGAUGAAUAUUCUAAGGUCAAUUUACUUGUUAAAUUGUUUUUCAGGUUGAACAGUUUUGAGUGGAUAAUAUUCACUUCAUUAAACUAAAUUUAGUGCUUGUAAAGAUUUAAGUGAUCGGUUUAGGUCAGAAAGAAGAUUAUACACAAGAUUUACAAAAAUUCAAAGAACAGUGAGUUCUCAAAGUUGUUUAUCUUUUAUAAAGAUGUUGUUCCUUUACUCUCUGAGUACACUGUGUCUUGUAGAAAUCUGCAAAUUGUUGUUUGAUGUUUCAUCAGAUUUAUUUGGAGUUUCAUGACUGUAAAGUGUUUAAGUUAAUAAACACAACCUAACUCUCAA